CAGCAAAGGAAGACCUCUCCCAAAUAUUUUUUUUUUCGCCAACCAACCAAAUGAGUCGUCAGCGCGCUCGCGUGCCGAAAACCCAAAUGUUAUGGAAGGCCACGAUUUUAACGUCGCAGCCCUAGGCGGCUCCUCCAAAAUCUUUAUAGUUCUGGUGGUUUCACCGGUCUUUUCUUCCUCCGAGGCCGAGCCCAGAAGGGAAAAGCUACUUGUCAUCUCGCCGCUUGUCGCUCGGGUUGUUGGAGAGGAGAACUUCUCACCGGUUCCGAAAGAGAGAAGAAAUCGAAGCGAUGCCGACCAUCACGAAGCUUUACUCCAUGGAAGAAGCCUCCCAGCACAACACCCAGGAUGACUGCUGGGUCGUCAUCGACGGCAAGGUAUAUGACGUGACAAACUAUUUGGACGAGCACCCUGGAGGAGAUGAUGUUCUCCUAUCAGCAGCUGGGAGGGACUCAACUGAAGAGUUUGAAGAGGCAGGCCACAGCAAAAGUGCUAGAGAGCUCAUGCAAGAUUAUUGCAUUGGGGAAUUAGAUCCAACACCUGCAAUCCCAGAGCUCGAAAUCUUUAGGAAGGACCAACCUUCCAACCUCGUUACCAAGUUUUCAAGCAGGGCAUUGCAGUAUUGGGCUGUCCCAGCAGCCAUUGCUGGGAUCUCAGUGGUUGCUGCCAUUUUGUACUCACGCAAGAAGUGAUAUGGUCAAAAAAAUUACCACCUUAUCUUAUGCGACUCCUGAUUUCAUACACACCAUUCCUUUAUUUUAAAAUGGGUUCAUCAUCCCAAUACAACUUUGAAUUGAGUGAAAUUCUGUCUUCAAAGUUUAUGCAUCAUUCUUGAUAAAAAGAGUACUAUUUGCAGUGAUAAGUAACAGACAUUGCAUUAGUGUAUUACUCUAUUUGUCACUGUCGGUGGAUAAGCCGUCAAGAGCAGGCAUGACCGCAGAACGCUGCCGGUAGAGGAACUUGCGGAAGCUGUGCUGGCUGUACUUUUCACCCUCUUCUGCAUUGUCAAGGAUUGCAGAGGCGCGACGGGCCUUGUUGAUUCUGCAAGGGGAAGGUCAUUCUUGUUAAGUUGUACUCUUUCAUACACAGGAUUGUCUACAUAAUUAUCGAAUGCACUAUCUACUUAGCAUGUGAAACAUCACAUUAACUUUUUCUGAAAUGCUAUGCUCUGAUUUGAGUUGAUGAGCUUUCAAUUU
Messenger RNA from Phoenix dactylifera (date palm), 1196 nucleotides. RefSeq names its product cytochrome b5. Gene Ontology annotation, molecular function: heme binding. Gene Ontology annotation, cellular component: membrane; intracellular membrane-bounded organelle. The record is from RefSeq and is a predicted model, not a curated record. Lineage: Eukaryota; Viridiplantae; Streptophyta; Magnoliopsida; Arecales; Arecaceae.